Messenger RNA from Dermacentor silvarum, 1867 nucleotides. RefSeq lists its product as uncharacterized. The transcript has 2 exons. The record is from RefSeq and is a predicted model, not a curated record. NCBI's taxonomy places the organism in Eukaryota, Metazoa, Arthropoda, Arachnida, Ixodida, Ixodidae. The coding region runs from base 1006 to 1752 and encodes 248 amino acids.
AAACAGGAAAAUUAUUAGACAUCAUAGGAACAGACAUAAAUCCCCCCCCCCCCUGACCAUUGCUUACUGUCAUCACUACUGCACUUCAACUGCUUUAUACCUGUGUCACACGGGCACAUUUGGAAGGCCUUCCAGUCAACGGCCUUCGAAACUUCACAACUCUAUCGACUCAAAGGAGUUGUCGCGCUGCUACACGGCACUUUUGAAAGGCCGUUGAGUGGUUCAGACGUUUCUCGCAAAAUUGUGUGGCGCUGCGGAUCUUUAUUUUCGUUUUCAUGUCCCACAAAAGUUAAACAACAUUAAAACCACUUAAAAGCACUGUAAUUUCUUUCAUGUUUGCUUAUGCAUUAAAAAAAAUUUUUUUAUACAUUGUCAUACAUGUAUGUUUAGUUUUAAGUUGUUGGGUAGCGAAACUGUGGCAACGUUUGCGGCCGCUUGAUGCGGCUGCCAUUUUGGUGUGUGUUUACAUUCUAAAUGAGUGCGCUGUGACUGCCUUUUUGCUACCGCUAUGGGUGGCAGGGAGACAGAGCCGCAAGAUGACAAGGCUGCUAUGAUAUUCUGUAUGGCUGCGAUCAUGCAGCUUGAUGCCGGGAUUGAGGCGGCGAAAGCGGAGGCCGACGCCAUCGAGGAAGAGCUGCUGAUGGUCAACAAUUUGAUGAUGACAGUAGACUCGGUGACCGAACAAAGCGUAAACAGGGAUGGUCGUUCUCUCGCCGGACGAGGUGGUUUGAGGAGACUGUGCCAUUGCUUGGUGAGAAGUUGUUCAAGCGUGCAUUCCGCGUGACGCCGGCGACUUUUCGCUACACCGUGGAUGCCGUGAGACCGCUGCUCGAGCGUCAGAACACGAACGUGCGUGUAGCCAUCGCGCUGGAUAAACGUGUCGCGAUUGGCUUGUACCGGUUGUGUUCCUCAGCCGAAGACCGUAGUGUCGCCGAAUUGUUUGCUGUGGGACGUUCAACCGUCAACGUGGCCUACAGAGAGUUUUGCGAGGCCGUUAUCCAAACUAUGGAGGCCGAGUGGAUCAAGAUGCCCACAGCUUCGAGCAUGGCCGAGCACAUUCCCGAGUUCACGGCCACAUUAGAAUUCCCGCAAGCCAUGGGAUCACUAGACGGGUGCCAUUUCCCCGUUUCACCGCCCAAGGAGAGCGCCACCGACUACAGGAACUAUAAAGGAUGGUACAGCAUCAUCCUCCUCGCACUGGUCGACCACAAGUAUAGGUUCCGAUACAUCAAUGUGGGUUCGCCUGGCCGCUGCCACGAUGCAUAUGUAUACCACCGAUCAAGACUAGCAGACGCAGUCCAGGGCCCCCUGUUCCACCGACCACUAGUAACGAUCAGUGGUACAGCUGUGCCGCCAUUAAUACUAUGUGAUCAAGCGUUUCCGCUCACUGUAAACCUGAUAAAGCCAUUCAGCCACAGGGCACAGUUAAGCGACGAACAAAGGUUAUUUAAUUAUAACCUUUCCAAAGCUCGACGGAUUGUGGAGAAUGCAUUUGGUAGGCUCAAAGCAAGAUUUCGCUUUAUCUUGAAAAUGAUGGAAUGCGACAUCGACAAUGCCCGCCUUGCCAUUCGUGCCUGCUGUGUUCUGAACAAUGUGUGCGAGCAUUUUGGCGACACUGUGCUCCAACACUGGUUGGUCGAGGUUCAGAACAAUGGCGGCGGCCUCCAUCAGCCUGACCACAGCACGGACGUUGAGGAAGGGACAGGCUGUGAUGUGAGAGCAGCUCUUGUCAGGCACUUCCAGCAGAGCUGAGAAUUUUAUGCUGAAGUUUUGUGGAUGUUCAUGCUUUGUUAUUCAUUUUUUCUUGCGCUAAGUGCAGUGGGACGCUACAGGGAUGAAACGGGCACUGGAUAUGAAGCGGACACGA